CAAGCAACGCAAAUGCCGUUCCAUCGAUUACUUUCGUAAAUGUUCCGAUCGUUAACCUCCCUCUCUUGUUCUUCUUCGCUCCUCCUCCCUCCCUCCCUCCGUGUCUCGGCCACGAUCGUGUCAGUCGGUUGUUCUCGAUUCAUCCUGUUUUGGGGUCGUCGCCGUCAGAGGCCAGCUGUCAAACAGAAACAAACAAGUUAAAGAAAGCUGCGUCUCUCUAUGGGCGAUUCGUUUGGCGUAUAAACAAAUGUCAGUGUCUCGAUUCGAGCCAUCAGCCAUCGUUGGAUGAACUGAGAUCUCUCCAUCUCUCCACAUACCGCAAUCCCCUUCCCUCUCCACCUCUUCCGAUCCGGAGACAGGCGAAGCGAAGAGGCGCAUCGGUAUCCGAGGUACGUUUUGUUUCUCUGGCUGACUGUGUUCGUCGAUCUGACUCCGGUGACGGCUCGCGAUCCGGUUUAUGUUCUUGCCCAAUUCGCACUUCUCGACAUCUGCUCUGUUAUUUGAACCAUGGUGGCGUGUCUGGUAUCUUCGUCUCCACGGUCCUUACUUGAAUCGGCAUGUUCUCGGCUUCGCCCUGGGGACGAGAAGUGAGACGUUUAACGCUGCGCACUAAUUGAAGGAAAAAAGAAUGAAGAACAAAGAUACUAAAUCAUCAGCAUAUCACGAUACAAGUUCUAGGAUCAUCCCGAUGACUAUAAUGCUCAUUGUCCUAUGUGGAUUUUCAUUCUAUCUUGGAGGCAUCUAUUUCUCUGAAAAAAAUAGAUUCUUUAAACAGGAUGUUGCACCAGCGAUUCUGCAUAAGCAAUCUGUAGUAGCUCCUCUUCGGAUUGAAUCUGUGGAAUUCCCUGAGUGCAGUAGUGACUAUCAAGAUUACACACCAUGCACAGACCCCAAGAGAUGGAAGAAGUAUGGCAACUACAGGCUUAGUUUUAUGGAGCGCCAUUGCCCGCCAAUGGUUGAGAGGAAAGAAUGUUUAGUACCACCUCCUGCUGGGUAUAAGGUACCUAUCAGAUGGCCAAAGAGCAGAGAUCAAUGUUGGUACAGAAAUGUUCCAUAUGAUUGGAUAAACAACCAGAAAUCAAAUCAGCACUGGCUUAGAAAAGAAGGAGAAAAGUUCAUUUUUCCAGGUGGAGGUACUAUGUUUCCCAAUGGAGUUGGUGCUUAUGUUGACCUGAUGCAAGAUCUUAUUCCUGGAAUGAAGAAUGGAACUAUCCGAACUGCCAUUGAUACAGGGUGUGGGGUUGCAAGCUGGGGUGGUGAUUUGUUAGAUCGUGGAAUUUUAACUGUUUCUCUUGCACCCAGAGAUAAUCAUGAGGCUCAAGUACAGUUUGCCCUUGAACGUGGCAUUCCAGCAAUUUUAGGCAUCAUUUCUACUCAACGUCUCCCAUUCCCAUCAAAUUCAUUUGAUAUGGCACACUGCUCCAGAUGUCUUAUUCCAUGGACAGAAUUUGAUGGAAUUUAUCUGCUAGAAAUACACCGAAUACUUCGACCUGGUGGCUUCUGGGUACUCUCUGGCCCUCCAGUAAACUAUGAAAACAGAUGGCGUGGAUGGAACACUACAGUGGAAGAACAGAAAGCCAAUUUUGACAAAAUAAAAAAAUUGUUAACCAGCAUGUGCUUCAAACUCUACCAAAUAAAGGAUGACAUUGCCGUGUGGCAGAAAUCUGUAGAUAACAGUUGCUAUGAUCAACUCAAUCCAUCUUCUUUUCCACCAAAAUGUGAUGACAGCAUGGAUCCAGAUUCAGCAUGGUACAUACCACUUAGAACUUGCUUGAAUGUUCCAAGCCAAAAGUUGAAGAAGUUGGCACUAAAAUCUGCUCCAAGAUGGCCCAAACGGCUGCAUAUGGCUCCAGAAUGUAUUGCUGUGGUCCCUGGUGGGAAUUCUGGUGGAUUCAAGCAUGAUGACAGCAAGUGGAAGGUGAGAGUAAAACAUUAUAAGACACUGCUUCUGGCCCUUGGAAGUGAUAAAAUCCGAAAUGUUAUGGAUAUGAAUACACUAUACGGAGGAUUUGCAGCAGCACUCAUCAGUUAUCCUGUGUGGGUAAUGAAUGUUGUCUCCUCAUAUGGUCCAAAUUCUCUCGGUGUGGUCUAUGACAGGGGGCUCAUAGGAACCUACCAUGAUUGGUGUGAGGCAUUUUCAACAUAUCCUCGAACAUAUGACCUCCUGCAUUUUGAUGGGCUAUUUACUGCAGAAAGUCACAGGUGUGAGAUGAAAUAUGUGCUCCUCGAGAUGGAUCGUAUUCUGCGUCCAAAUGGGUACGUGAUAAUUCGUGAGUCAAACUAUUUCGUUGAAGCGAUAGCAAGCAUUGCCAAAGGCAUUCGAUGGGAUUGCCAGAAACAUGACACAGAAUACAAUGUAGAGAAGGAGAAGCUCUUAAUAUGUCAGAAGAAACUAUGGUAUGCAAAACAAGGUCAGCAGUUAGAAACCAAAUCUUAGUAUUCAAUCCUGAAAUAGAAACAUAGCCAAAAAAAAAAAAUCAUUAGAAGCACUCCACUAUUAAAAACAUAAAAAAAAGAUUUCCAUAAUGUUCCUCGUAUCAUGCUUGGGCACACUUGAAAUUUUACAAUUGGAGGGACGGCCUGUCCUGACUGCUAAUACCUUUAUGACAGUCACAAAAGUUACUGGAAUAAUAGUUCUUCGAAGUUUCAAUUCGUCAUAUAUUCCUUUUAGAAGGAUUUAAAAUUUGUUUUGGAGGGUGGGAUUCAGGGUUUAAAAUGUAGUUGUAUUGUGUAUAUUAGAUAAGUAUGUGAGGCCUUGACUUGGAUAGGAUGAGCUUUACAAUACAGCGAAUUGUAUGUUUCUGGUGUCAUAAGGUGUAUCUCAACUUUUUAGUGUUGCAAUUUGCUUCGAGAUUGUAUACCAUGUCAUGUUUGUAACUGAAUUGACUAUUAUUUUGUUGGAAUAUUAAAUUAAACUUGAUGAUUUGAUACAA
Molecule: messenger RNA, 2933 nt
Organism: Musa acuminata AAA Group (dessert banana)
Lineage: Eukaryota; Viridiplantae; Streptophyta; Magnoliopsida; Zingiberales; Musaceae
Product: probable methyltransferase PMT21
Exons: 8
Coding region: 629-2437 (602 amino acids)
Cellular component (GO): cytoplasm; endosome; trans-Golgi network
Molecular function (GO): methyltransferase activity
Source: RefSeq, a predicted model, not a curated record